GUCAGUGGAACAUGUCGACCCUGCGCUUUGGACAGCAUCUCAUCAAAGCCUCGGCUGUGUUCCUGCAGACAGAGCUGUCCUUUGCUCUGGUCAACAGGAAGCCUGUGGUGCCUGGACAUGUGUUGGUGUGCCCUCUGAGACCAGUGGAGCGUUUUCGGGAUCUUCGGCCAGAUGAGGUGGCAGAUUUAUUCAGCACCACUCAGAGAGUCGCCAACCUCGUGGAGAAGCACUUCAAUGCCACCUCGCUCACCAUUGCCAUCCAGGAUGGCCCUGAAGCUGGACAAACCGUGAAGGUGAGAACUUAAUAAUUCACUGCCUUUAAAUAUGUCAUGAGACCUCCGCAACAGUUAU
This is a messenger RNA of Morone saxatilis (striped sea-bass), 351 nucleotides long. RefSeq names its product fragile histidine triad diadenosine triphosphatase (gene fhit). Gene Ontology annotation, biological process: diadenosine triphosphate catabolic process; intrinsic apoptotic signaling pathway by p53 class mediator; purine nucleotide metabolic process. The record is from RefSeq and is a predicted model, not a curated record. NCBI's taxonomy places the organism in Eukaryota, Metazoa, Chordata, Actinopteri, Moronidae. The coding region runs from base 12 to 305 and encodes 97 amino acids. Gene Ontology annotation, molecular function: bis(5'-adenosyl)-triphosphatase activity; ubiquitin protein ligase binding. The transcript has 3 exons. Gene Ontology annotation, cellular component: cytoplasm; plasma membrane; nucleus.